Momordica charantia (bitter melon) is the source of this 2187-nucleotide messenger RNA. The record is from RefSeq and is a predicted model, not a curated record. NCBI's taxonomy places the organism in Eukaryota, Viridiplantae, Streptophyta, Magnoliopsida, Cucurbitales, Cucurbitaceae.
UCGCGUGUGCCAGUUUCCCAUUCUCUACACUACAAUCAUCCAGCAGUGAGGGAACUCCCUCACUGUUUCGAAAUGGAGCUCUGUGUUAUUGGUAAUGGAUAUCAGCAUGUUCUGGCGACUCAGUUACCCACUCCUCCUUCUUUAAUGGCUUCUGCACCGCGUGCUGUCCCCAGGCUCAGCAAUCAUCGCUCCAACUCUCUCGCAACCGUCCCUAAAGAGCAACCAAUCCACCCCAGCUCUCAAAAUCGUAAGCUCUUCAAUGGUCAGAAGCGCCACUCCAAGUCAUACCUAGAGAGACAAUCCGCUAUUAGACAAGUUCAGAACUGCUCUGAGUUGGGUCCGGCUCUUGCGAGAUUUAGUGGAAUUCUAAAAGUGCAAGAUUUGAAUGUGAUACUGCGACAUUUUGGCAUGUUGAGUCGGUGGCAGGAUCUAUCUCAGCUCUUUGAGUGGAUGCAGCAGACUGGAAAGACUAACGUUUCUUCUUACAGCAGUUAUAUAAAGUUCGUGGGGAGAAGUCUUAAUCCUUUGAAGGCACUGGAAAUCUACAAUAAUAUUCAAGAAGUAUCAACAAAGAAUAAUGUGUUCAUUUGUAAUUCUGUUCUCAAUUGUCUGGUGAGAAAUGGCAAGUUCGACACCAGUGUUAAGUUGUUUCAUCAAAUGAAGAAUGAUGGUUUAUGUCCAGAUACUGUUACAUACAGCACGAUGCUUACUGGUUGCAUCAAGGUUAAACAUGGUUAUGCCAAAGCAUUAGAGCUUCUUAAGGAGCUGCAAUUCAAUGGACUUUGCAUGGAUAGCGUACUGUAUGGGACACUCAUUGCUGUUUGUGCUUCACAUAAUAGAUUGGAAGAUGCGGAAAGCUUCUUCAUCCAGAUGAAAAACGAAGGUCAUUCACCAAAUAUGUUCCAUUAUGGCUCUCUGCUUAAUGCUUAUUCAACGAGUGGAGACUAUAAAAAGGCUGAUGAGCUGAUUCAGGAUAUGAAAUUGACUGGGUUAGUACCAAAUAAGGUGGUUUUAACAACAUUGCUGAAGGUUUAUGUCAGGGGAGGUUUGUUUGAAAAAUCAAAGAAAUUAUUAUCAAAAUUGGAAGCCCUUGGCUAUGGUGAAAAUGAGAUGGUUAUGCACACAGCAUCAUGAUAUCAGGUUUUUGCCGAAGUGGGCUUCUAGAAGAGGCAAAAAAGUUGGCUAAAGAUUUUGAAGCCACAUAUGACAGAUAUGACAUUGUGAUAUUGAAUACAAUGCUCUGUGCCUACUGCAGAGCCGGCGAAAUGGAGAGUGUCAUGCAAAUGCUUAGGAAAAUGGAUGACUUAGCAAUCAGUCCAGAUUAUAACACCUUUCAUAUCUUAAUCAAAUAUUUCUGUAAGGAGAAACUGUAUCUACUUGGUCAUAGGACCUUGGAGGACAUGCAUCGUAAAGGCCACCAACCAGAAGAGGAACUCUGUUCAUCUUUAAUAUCAUCUCUUGGGAAGAUAAGGGCUUAUUCAGAAGCAUUUUCAGUUUACAAUAUGUUGAAAUAUAGUAAAAGAACUAUGUGCAAGGCACUGCAUGAGAAGAUCUUGCACAUUCUGAUUGCAGGUCGACUUCUCAAAGAUGCAUAUGUUGUUGUCAAGGACAAUGCGGAAUUAAUUUCUCGACCUGCCAUAAGGAAGUUCGCUUUUGAAUUUAUGAAGUCGGGCAAUGUGAACUUGAUAAAUGACGUAAUGAAGGCAAUCCAUGGUUCUGGAUAUAAGAUUGAUCAGGAUCUAUUUAUGAUGGCUACAUCACGCUACAUCGAGCUACCUGAAAAGAAGGAUUUGUUUCUUCAAUUACUACAAUGGAUGCCUGGUCAGGGCUAUGUUGUUGAUUCAUCAACAAGAAACCUUAUCUUAAAGAACUCACAUUUAUUUGGUCGCCAGCUUAUUGCAGAGAUUCUCUCAAAGCAGCAUCUAGUGUCAAAAGCUACAAGAUCUCAUGCGAACUCGUUCUUUUAAAAUAAUAAGGAACGAUUGUAUUGAUAAGUAAAUAUAACAAAAGGAGAGGGUAGAAUAGGGGUCUCAAAGAAAUUUUAGGCCAAGGAGAUUAUAAAAUAUUCUCCAAGACGUAAGAUUUUUGGGUUGGGUGAUGUCUGAUUAAAGAUACCGUUAUUUGUUAGUAUGACUGAUCAACCCUUAACAUUGAUUCAAAAUAUAUGUAUAUAUUUGUUGAGACUAA